UUUAACAAAUAAAAUAAUUUAAAAUAGAUAUAUACAAAAACAAAUAAUCAAUCAAAAAAAAAAAAAAUUAUUAUGUGUUUUUUUUUUUUAAACAUAUAGAAAACAUUUUUCAUCCAACUUUCUAUUUUAUAAUAAAAUUGUAAAUUUAAAUGUUAUAAAAAAAUAAAUAAUAUUAAUAAUAAUAUUAAAUAUAAUAUAAUAACACCCACCACUCCCAACAAAAAAUAAAAAAAAAAAUAAAUAUAAUUGUUUUUUUUUUUAUUUUAUUUUAAUUUUUUAUUUAAAAAUAUUUUAAUAAAAUAUUUUAUAAACUAUAGUUUAUAAAUAAUAUAUAGUAAUAAUAAUAAUUAAAUAAAUAAUAAAUAAUAAUAAUUAAUAAUAUAAUAUAAAUAAUAAUGACGGAUACAUCAAUUCAUAUUGAAAAUCUCUCAGUUCAAGAAAAAGUUAUGAUACACAUAGAAGAUGUCAGUAGUGAUAUAAACGAAGAAGAGAAUAGUAAUAAUGAGAAAUCAGUAGAAGAGGAAGAGCAAAUAAAUAAUUAUGAAGAUAGUAACAAUAAUAAUAAUAGUAAUGUUGAUAAUAAUAGUGAUAAGCAAGGUGGACAAGAUAUUUCGACAACAACCACAACAACCACUACAACCACUACAGUAACUAAAGUUAAACCUCCAAUGCCUCCAAUUGAAAAUAAACCUACUUAUUUAUCAUCACAAAAGCCACAAGUCGAAGCAAGUUGGUCAGAUUUAAAGAGUAAAAUGAAUCAAAUGGAUAAGUCAGAUUUAAAACGUGGCUCAAUUUUAAUAGAGCACUUAUCAGAAUAUAAUAAAUUGGCGUCAUCUCAAGUGAUACUAGGUGAAGAAGAAGUACAACCAUCAUCACCACAUCAAACUGAAAAUAAUCACAAUAAAAAUAAUAGUAGCAAUAAUAGUAAAAAUAAUAUACCAGAAAUUAAUGAACCAAUACCAAUUAUUAGUAGUACAAUGAGUCAAGAUGCAAUUGAUUCAUUAGUAAUGGCAGGUGUAAAUUUAUUUAAUGAAAAACCUAAAAAAGGUGUUGACUAUUUUAUUCAAAAUAAGUUUUUAGAAAAAACUCCAGAAUCAGUCGCAGAAUUUUUACACGAAUGUCCAUUAUUAAAUAAAAAAUCGAUUGGUGAUUAUUUAGGUGAUAUCGAUCCAUUUUGCAUUUCAACAUUAGAGUCAUUAAUUUCAAGAUUUAAUUUUAAGGACUUAGAUUUUGAUAUGAGUUUAAGACAACUCUUAUACUCAUUUAGAUUACCAGGAGAAGCACAAAAAAUUGACAGAAUAGUUCAAAGAUUCGCAAAUCAGUAUUAUAAAGAUAACGUUCAUAUAGGUUUUGCAGAUCCAGAUACAGUUUAUACAUUAGCAUUUGCAAUUAUAUUAUUAAAUACCGAUUCUCACAACCCAGUUGUCAAACCAACAAUGACCAAACCAAAAUUUGUAAAAUCACUUUCAAAGAUUAAUGGUGGUAAAGAUUUACCUUCAGAGUUUUUAGAAGAUAUAUACGAUAGAAUAUUAGUAGACGAAAUUAAGAUGAAUCCAUCUGGCACCCUAUUCCCAUAUGCUGUUAAAAAGGGUUGGCUAAAUAUAAGGGUUAAAGGCAAGGUUACAGAUAAAUGGAGUAGAAAAUGGUGUGUUCUUUCAGAUGGUACUUUAUACUUUUUUAGAAAACCAACAGAUAGCUCUCCAGUACGUUAUUUAAGACCAGAUACUGUAAUUACAUCAAAGAAAGAAAUUAAAGGAAAAAAGAAUUGUUUUAUACUUAACCACAGUUCUCCACCAAUCACACUAGAAACUCUUUUAAAAUCAAGUCAAAAGAAUGGUGCUAAUGGUAAUAGUUUUAAUCCUCAAGCUUUACUUCAACAAUUGGCUCAAUUUGGCAAGGAACAAAAGAAAGAGAUACAUUUUUGGGAUAGUGCUGUCGAUAGAUUUGGAAGUGAUAACCACAGAAUUGAUAUUUUACAAGAGGUAUUGGAUACUGAUAGUGUUAGCUCUUUAGAUACUCUUUCUGAAACCUCAUCAGCAACAAACUAUUUUGAAGACGAACUUUCACCAUCAUCUUCAGUAUCUUCAACAUCACCAAUGUCUUAUGACCAAAAUUAUGACCCAACCAAAAAGGGUUACCUUCGUUCAAAGAAUGGUAAAGAUAUGGAUGUUGAAGGUAAAUUAAAGAAUCUUGGAAACGGAACCCAAACAUUACACAGACCACCACCAACAAAACAUACAAACUAUAACCCAAAUUUUAAUACUAUGCACCAAACCUCCACAAACUCCACAUUACCACCAUCACCAUCACCAUCCAACACUGCUACAGUUAGUAAUGGUGCAGCUGUAAAUCAUUCAUUAACACAACCAAGACCAAAUUAUUUUAAAACUGUUUCAUCAUCAUCUUUAAUUCGAUCUUCAAGUAUUUCAACAUUUUCAACACCAAAUUCUGUAUCAUCAAAUUCAAAUUCUUUAAAUUCUUCCUCAUCAUCUGUAACAAGUAAUAAUACAACAACAACUCCAAAUUCUAUUAACUCACCCUCAAGUGGUAUAGCAUCAUCUGCCUCAUCAACUCCAAAUUCUGUAUCAUCUACCUCAUCAUCAUCAUCACGUCCUCAUACUCCACAACAUAAAUCUGAAAAAGAUAAACAGUAUGAGAAAAAUUUAGAAUCAUUUUUAAAACUUCAAGAAAAAAUGAUAAAAGCAUCAAAAAACACAAAUACUUGUAUUAUAAACGCCGAUAGUCAAAGAGAAAUGAACUCUUGGAUUCGAUUAAUUACCUCAAAAAAAUAAAAAAAUAACUAUAAAAAUAUAUUUUUUUUUUAAAUAAAUAUAUAUAAAAAAAACAAUAUUUUCUAAAUUGGUUAUUUUUUUUUAACAAUAUAAAUAUAUAUAUAU
Messenger RNA from Dictyostelium purpureum, 2897 nucleotides. RefSeq lists its product as uncharacterized. The record is from RefSeq and is a predicted model, not a curated record. The transcript is spliced from 3 exons. Gene Ontology annotation, molecular function: guanyl-nucleotide exchange factor activity. Gene Ontology annotation, biological process: regulation of ARF protein signal transduction. The coding region runs from base 396 to 2792 and encodes 798 amino acids. Lineage: Eukaryota; Evosea; Eumycetozoa; Dictyosteliales; Dictyosteliaceae.